This is a messenger RNA of Manacus vitellinus (golden-collared manakin), 3387 nucleotides long. Its product is annotated as centromere protein J-like. The record is from RefSeq and is a predicted model, not a curated record. The transcript is spliced from 17 exons. The coding region runs from base 1 to 3387 and encodes 1128 amino acids. Gene Ontology annotation, biological process: cilium assembly; centriole elongation. Gene Ontology annotation, molecular function: tubulin binding. Gene Ontology annotation, cellular component: centrosome; nucleus; centriole. NCBI's taxonomy places the organism in Eukaryota, Metazoa, Chordata, Aves, Passeriformes, Pipridae.
AUGGGGGAAGCUUCUCAGAGCAACCACCCUUAUAGCCCCCUUGGCUGCCAGAACCUUUCUCUGCAGUGGAGGACAAGAGUCCCACUGCUCGAUGUCCAGCAGCAGGUGGCCGUAGUGGCAGACUGGCCAGCAGAUGUGGCUGGUGGGCCCUCAGAUAUUGUCAUUCUUUUGGUGGCCAGCUUUGAUAAAGUGAUGGACAGAAGUAACUCCACAAUAUCUCUUCCACUGAAUGCUCAAUAUGCUUCUUAUAAGAUAACUCCAGGGCAGCAGGACCAGCUGAUGAAGCAGCAGAUGGAGCAGUUGCAAAGGCUGGUGGCUGAACAGCAGAAAAUCAUUGCACUUUACAACCCAGAUAGCAGUCAGUUAAAAGAAGGUUUCUCUGAAGCUUUUUCUGCUGCCAAAGAAGAACAAAGAGAACAACUAAAGGAGGAGAUUUCCCCAUCUCUCUUUGGCAUAGAGGGGAAGAUAAAGACUGGAAGCAUAGAAGACAGGCCAGUCACACCAGCAAUCGGCAUUAGACAGAAGACUUCUGAAAAAUUUGUUGAAGAGCAACUUAAAGCAGACAAUCAUCUCAUAGAGAAACAGCACAAGGAGCAACAGAGCAAGGCAAAAAUAACAUCUCUAAAGGUUUCUCUGAAACGAAAAGAAGUCAUGGCAAGGUUCAAAAAAAUUAAAGAGAAGACUGUAAAAGAAGACAGCAAGCAUUCCAGAAGAGCUGGGUUGAAUCACUGGGAUAAUUUCUUCCAGUCUGGCCAAGUGAACACAGGUAUACUGCAGCUGGGGGAAUGCCCUCAGUUAAAUCUGCAGGUCAGUAACUCCAUACGGAGGGAUACACAUGAAAAAAAAGCAGACCGUGCUUUAGCUGAGUGGGAGAUAAAGACUGACUGUGAAGCAAAAGUAGUUGAGCGAAAUGCAGAAGAAAAAGAAGUCUUUGGGGCAGACGAAGACUCAAAGGAAAAUCCUGUUGACUCAUCCCAGAGAAGAUGGCCUGAAAUCCUGCAACCAUGUCCUGAAACAAUGACAGGAAUGAACCUACAAGUGGGUGAGGAAAGAGAAACUCAUCAUAUGGAUUCUCUAGGACAAGCAGGCAGAACUGAUGGAAGACCUUUGGAGAGUACCCUGACAAAGGACCUAGGUAGGGUGGAUCAGCCUGUGAAGGGUCACCUCAUAGAUGGAGCAAAAACCCCCUUGGAAUUCCUGCAAAGGCAUUAUCCACUCCAGGAUUUAGAAACAGAUUGCAUCAAGGAGGCAGAGUGCGGUGGAGGCCCUGCAUUCACAUGGGGUCAGAAGUGGGUUCAGGUAUGCCCACAGGACCUUGUUUUGGGGAACCAGAACUCAGAAAGUGAAAGACAAAUCCAUACUGGGUUUAAGAUGGUCAAUGACAAGAUAAUAAAAAUUACAUGUCACUCACCUGAGGCUGCGGAGAAGGGAGGGUCAUCCUCAGCUUUGCAGCAAAAGUGGCAAAGGAAAGGAACAGUUGCCUCGACGUGGCAAGUUGCGUCUUUGUCCUGUGAGUCAAACUGCUCAUCUUGCAACAGUGACAAUAAUCCCAAAUCUCACCAUGUUCAGCAUCCCUCCCAGCAUGUGACUCAGAGAGUAGAUCACACUGACAGACAUUUGGAUCUCUCUGAUGGUCACUAUGCUAGUGAUGAGUCCAGUGGAACAGAAAAAAUGUCUGCUAAAAUGUACAGCAGAUCACCACCAAGAAAACAAGGUCUUCAAGCAAUCUCAGGACAGCAAAAUCUCUCCUGCAGCACAAGCAGCAGUGAUUCUAGUACUGGGACUGUCUGUCUGAAAGGGAGCAAGGCUCGCUCUUCUCUUCGGGAGUCCCCAUUUCAUCUUACAAGACUGAAAAGAAGAGAGCACAAGCCUGAAUCAAAGAAUGAGAAUAGGGACAGUGGUGUUAAAAGCCUACAUCUACCAUCCUCGAGAGUGGCUCAUGAGAUUCCUAUUUUCAAGAUUAAGGAAAUCCCUGAAGUGGAGGAACUACAGAAAAAACUGUUUACGGACACAUUAGAUUUCUUUACAGAAGAAACCCAGAACAUCCUUAGCAGAGGAUUAGAGACUGGUAAUAACAGUGGAACCCCUUCACUGACUGUGGUGAAUGAAAAUGAUGAGAAAACAAUGCAUUUUCACAGAACACGGAUAGACCAGCCCAAGACUGUCAGGAGCCAGGAGCUGACUCACACCUUGGAACACAAUAGAGAUCAAACUCACUCACUGCAGAAAGGAAAAAUUGCCCAGAGCAAGUUCAGAAGAACAGCUAGAGUCACUGAAGAAAAUGUGAAAUCAGAAGAAAUACAAGCAACAGAUAGUUCUGUGCAAAGAGCUCAUCCUUUGAGAUCAGUGACAAAAGAACAUCAAGAAAAGAAACCAUCUAACUGCUCCAUUGAUAGAAGCACACCAACUAGCAGGAGAACACUUAAUCAGGGAAAACUGACGCCUUUAGAACCAGAAAAAGUUGUACAUCAGCCCUCUCCUACUGGAGGAAAAACAGAUAGUAGAAAAUCACCUGGAGCUGUCUCACAUGUAACUGGUCUUUUCAAGGAGCCUAACUCAUCUUCCUGUGUAAAAGGCAUGCCUUUGCCAGUUUCAGAUAGCUCAGAAGACAUGUCCCUCUCACAUAACCAUAGCAAUGACACUUGCAGCUUUGUACCCUGCAAUAACAACGAAGAAAGAGAGCCUCCAAAAUUAUCUGGAAGGUCAAUGUUGAAUCAAGAAAGAAGAAAGAGUGAGGAAGAGGUGCAGGAAAAAAUAGAGUAUUGUGAUGGAAAGGUAGAAGAGGUGCUUACCGAUGGACGUGGAAUCCUCACUUUCCGCAAUGGUACUAGAAAAGAGAUUAGUGUUGAUAAAAGGACAACAACAAUUAGCUUUUCCAAUGGAGAUGUAAAGAAGAUCAUGCCAGAUCAGAGAGUGAUUUAUUAUUAUGCAGAUGCACAGACAACCCACACUGCUUAUCCAGAUGGUCUGAAGGUGCUGCAGUUCCCUAAUAAUCAGAUAGGUAUGCAAGAGCUCAUAAGCGUGAACGAAAAACAUUAUCCUGAUGGCACACAAGAAAUUGUGUUCCCAGAUCACACAGUGAAGUGCCUCUAUAGUGACGGACUGAAGGAAACUUUUUUCCCAGAUGGCACAGUAGUAAAAGUAGAAAAGAAUGGAGAUAAAAUAGUGAUAUUCAGUAAUGGCCAGAAGGAGAUUCACACUGCACAGUUCAAGAGGCGGGAGUACCCAGAUGGCACCGUGAAAACUGUGUACUGCAACGGCAGACGGGAAACCAAGUACUCCACUGGACGAGUUCAAAUCAAAGAUGAGGAGGUUGUGAAAGUGACUACAAUUCUGGACCAUGGCAUAAGAGCCUCAAGCAUACAGUUCAGUGCUGCCCUGCGCUGA